AUGCAGUCUCGGAUGUGGGAGACGGUGAUCCUCACAGUUGCGCAGUGCAAUGGAGGUGAAACGGGGUGGAUCGCCAACCAGCGCAUCAUUGUCAUCAUCAUGAUAUUAUUGCGUAGCCGUCAAGCAGAGCCGAAGGACGUUACUGGUCUGAUAGCCACGCCGUCAAUCAGCUUUGAAACCUCCCCACCUGGUUUACCCCGCAGAAACAUCCACCUCAGCUUCUAUCAUAUACCGAUUGGUGUUAUCCUCCAUCGGGGAGUACAUACAAAUUUGACUGCUACCGGUCAAUCCCCACCAAAUCGCAGAAGGGAUAACAAACCGAUACUGCUAAGAUGGUAUCUAGUGGAUUCCACAACUGAGUCGAACGAAUGCGCGGAAUCCAGGGCUGAGACUAUGAUCUGUCACGGGCCAAUGGCCGACCGCAGGGAGUCAAGUGAGCAGCUUAUCCGCUGGGUCUGGGGGAGCUUGAUCCAUGGUACGGCGGACGCAGAUGAGAGACUCUUGUUCUUUGCCAUUAUUUACCAUUUUGGCAACACACGUACGCCGUCGGGUCGCAUUCACUCUCUACAGGGUUUUCUAGAUUCUGACGGCUGCAUGUUAGAAGGGGCGAGGAGAGUACGGUCGAGUGGCGCUCAGUGGCUGCGGAUACUGUCGUGUGUGGUUCGGACUGACCUCCCUCCAGAAGGGAUCGAGACCGAAAGGAAAGAAGAAAAGCAAUUCCGCUAUCUCACCCACGGGAAAGUACGAGGUCGGCAAUGCUGCGUUGUCUCUGAAUGGAGGGGGGCCACUGCUGGUUCCUGGGUGAUGAUGACGGCAAUGAUGUUAAUGGCGACCGAUAAUCGUCAGGCCACAACAAAUGAGAGGGGAGAAUGUCCUGAGGAACGAGCCAGGAUGCAGCAUCGGACUAGGAUGAAUCACUGCCCCGUUGCUAGAGUGAGGGAGAGGGAGCUGGGGGAUGGCCAGCGAAUAACAGACGUAUGGAAGUUGUCCGUCGGAUAA
Messenger RNA from Aspergillus eucalypticola CBS 122712, 999 nucleotides. RefSeq lists its product as uncharacterized. Lineage: Eukaryota; Fungi; Ascomycota; Eurotiomycetes; Eurotiales; Aspergillaceae. Bases 1 to 999 code for a protein of 332 amino acids. The record is from RefSeq and is a predicted model, not a curated record. The transcript is spliced from 11 exons.